This is a messenger RNA of Vombatus ursinus (common wombat), 2708 nucleotides long. It is a transcript of the gene SLC5A10, whose product is annotated as solute carrier family 5 member 10. Gene Ontology annotation, biological process: transmembrane transport. The record is from RefSeq and is a predicted model, not a curated record. Gene Ontology annotation, molecular function: D-glucose:sodium symporter activity. NCBI's taxonomy places the organism in Eukaryota, Metazoa, Chordata, Mammalia, Diprotodontia, Vombatidae. The transcript has 18 exons. Gene Ontology annotation, cellular component: plasma membrane. Bases 1 to 1827 code for a protein of 608 amino acids.
AUGGCAGACAACUCCACCAGUGACCCUCACUUCUUUAGGCAACAGCUUAACGUGACUGAUAUUAUCAUCAUCGUGGUGUAUUUUGCUUUAAACCUGGCUGUGGGAAUAUGGUCUUCGUUCAGAGUCAACAGAAACACAGUGAGUGGGUACUUCCUUGCAGGAAGGGACAUGACAUGGUGGCCAAUUGGAGCCUCUCUCUUUGCCAGCAGUGAAGGAUCUGGGCUAUUCGUUGGACUGGCCGGGUCCGGAGCAGCAGGAGGACUGGCUGUAGCUGGCUUUGAGUGGAAUGCGACAUAUGUGUUGCUGGCACUGGCAUGGAUAUUUGUGCCCAUCUACAUCUCCUCAGAGAUUGUCACCUUGCCUGAGUACCUUCAGAAGAGAUAUGGAAGGUCCAGGAUACGCGUGUAUUUGUCCAUCUUGUCACUGCUGCUGUCUGUUUUCACCAAGAUAUCUAUUGACUUGUAUGCAGGGGCCCUCUUUGUGCACAUCUGUCUGGGCUGGAAUUUUUUUCUGUCUACUGGCAUAACGUUGGUGAUCACGGCACUUUACACUGUUGCAGGUGGCCUGGCUGCUGUCAUCUACACCGAUGCACUGCAAACACUGAUCAUGAUAGUCGGGGCAAUCAUCCUGACAAUCAAAGCUUUUGACCAAAUCGGGGGUUAUAGCCAGUUGGAGACAGCUUACUUACAUGCAGUGCCAAACAAGACAAUCCCUAACACAACAUGCCACCUGCCCCGGGCUGACGCCAUGCACAUGUUCCGAGAUGCCCACACUGCAGACCUCCCAUGGACUGGUAUGACCUUCGGUCUGACCAUCAUGGCCACUUGGUAUUGGUGCACCGACCAGGUCAUAGUACAGAGGUCCCUUUCUGCCAGGAACCUGAACCAUGCCAGAGCAGGCUCCAUCCUUGCCAGUUACCUAAAGAUGCUGCCCAUGGGCCUCAUCAUUAUGCCAGGCAUGAUUAGUCGGGCACUAUACCCAGGAUCACACGUAUUCCAAGGAAGGGACCAGGUCAGCGUCAGCAGGGUUGAUGAUGUGGGCUGUGUGGUGACAUCUGAGUGCCUGAGGGCCUGUGGGGCCGAAGUGGGCUGCUCCAACAUUGCCUACCCCAAACUAGUGAUGGAGUUGAUGCCUGUGGGGCUUCGGGGACUGAUGAUUGCUGUUAUGAUGGCAGCCUUGAUGUCCUCCUUGACCUCCAUCUUCAACAGUAGCAGCACACUCUUCACUAUGGACAUCUGGAGGAAGCUGAGACCUCAAGCAGGAGAGAGGGAGCUCCUGUUGGUGGGCAGGCUGGUUAUUGUGGUCCUUGUCGGCAUUAGCGUAGUCUGGAUCCCAGUCCUCCAGGGCUCCAAAAGUGGACAGCUCUUCAUCUACAUGCAGGUGGUCACCAGUUCUCUGGCACCUCCAGUCACAGCUGUCUUCAUUCUAGGAGUAUUUUGGAAUCGGGCCAAUGAACAGGGGGCCUUCUGGGGGCUGAUGACAGGGCUGAUAGUGGGAGCUACCCGGAUGAUCCUGGAAUUUGUUUACCCUGAGCCACCUUGUGGCUUCACAGACAACCGGCCAGCUGUGCUCCACAGCCUUCACUAUCUUCACUUCUCUGUGGUGCUCUUCUCCAUCACAGCUGCUAUAGUUGCUACUAUUAGUUUGCUGACUCUACCACCUGAUGAGUCUCAGAUCAAGAAUUUAACGUGGUGGACCCUUUCCAAGGACAUCCCAUUUUCCCUAUCUGCAGGAAAGAAGCAAACUUCCUUCUGGACCCAAGUCUGCAACUUCAAUGCCAUUCUGCUUUUGUGUGUCAACAUAUUCUUCUAUGCCUAUUUUGCCUGAUGGUGUUCUUCUGGGAAACCAGAGGGUCAUGGGAGAGGCCCUCAGGGAUGUAGGAGAUAUUUGUCCUAAUUAGACUUUUAAAAAAGUAUCAUAGACUCUUGGAGCUGUAAGAACCACCUAGUCCAACUCACUUAUUUUACAGAUGGGGCCUUGAGAAGGGAAGUGACUUGCCCAAAGUUAACUCAGCUUUCUGGUGGAAGGUGUAGGAUUAAAACCCAUGUCUCUUGACUCCUAGGCCAAUACUAUAUCUAUUAAACUGGGCUUCCUUUCUUUUCCUGGUCCAGAAGCAUUUGGACAGUGGGAAGUUCUUAUAAGAACAUGUGUCCUUUGACAACAAGGUGUCCCACUACUACUACCACCAUCACCACCAACAACCUUUGUGUUAUAAUCCUUGGAAACAUCUUCAGUUUAGGCCACUACCUGAGAAUUCCAGAGCCUGGAAUAGGACUUAAUUUGCCUUGAAGUCUCUAGGCUCUCUCCCUGCUUCCACUUAUCCACUUAAGGCAAUGUCAGAGAGACCUAAGUCUGCCACUAAUUAGCUGUGUGACCUUGGGCAAGUCACUUUCCUUCUCUGGGACUCAGUUUCCUCAUCUAUUAAAUGAAAGAAUUGAACUAGAUGAUUUCUUAGGUUCUUUAGGGGUCUAAUAUUCUCUGACUCCAUGAAUUCUAUGAUUCUUCCCUUCUACCCUACCCCUAGCCUGGCCAAGUCCACACAAAGCACUCUCCACACGUUCAACUUCCCCAGAAUGGGCUGCUUCCUCCCUCACACUUUGAAUCUGUGACUCAGUGAAUCCCUAGUCUUGCAAUCUGGGUGGAGAACAGAGGAAAAGAGAAGUGUAUGGGUCUUGAAGUUCAGUGAGGUUUGACUGAGAAGUCAUGAG